GGGGGUAGAGAGAGGGAAGUGGGCGGGAGCGGAGGGCAGAGUCGCUAGAGUAGCCGGCUGCCGUGGGGCGCUGGGCAGGUGGGAGCCCGCGUGGGCCAGGCCGGGAUGAGCGAUGGCAUCGGUCAAGGUGGCCGUGAGGGUCCGGCCCAUGAAUCGCAGGGAAAAGGACUUGGAAGCCAAAUUCAUUAUUCAAAUGGAGAAAAGCAAAACAACAAUCACAAACUUAAAGAUACCAGAAGGAGGGACUGGGGACUCAGGAAGAGAACGGACGAAGACCUUCACCUAUGACUUCUCUUUUUAUUCUGCUGAUACGAAAAGUCCAGAUUAUGUCUCACAAGAGAUGGUUUUCAACACCCUCGGCACAGAUGUCGUGAAGUCUGCAUUUGAAGGUUAUAAUGCUUGUGUCUUUGCAUAUGGGCAAACUGGAUCGGGAAAGUCAUACACUAUGAUGGGAAAUUCUGGCGAUUCUGGCUUAAUACCUCGGAUUUGUGAAGGGCUCUUCAGUCAAAUAAAUGAAACCACCAGAUGGGAUGAAGCAUCUUUUCGAACUGAAGUCAGCUACUUAGAAAUUUAUAAUGAACGUGUGCGAGAUCUACUUAGGCGGAAGUCAUCCAAAACCUUCAAUUUAAGAGUCCGAGAGCAUCCAAAAGAAGGACCUUAUGUGGAGGAUUUAUCCAAACAUUUAGUACAGAAUUACGGUGAUGUGGAAGAACUCAUGGAUGCAGGAAAUAUCAACCGAACCACAGCAGCGACUGGGAUGAACGACGUCAGUAGCAGGUCUCAUGCCAUCUUCACCAUCAAGUUCACUCAGGCAAAAUUUGAUUCUGAAAUGCCGUCUGAAACCGUGAGUAAGAUCCACUUAGUCGAUCUUGCUGGAAGUGAGCGAGCGGAUGCCACCGGUGCCACUGGGGUCAGACUGAAGGAAGGGGGGAAUAUUAACAAAUCCCUCGUGACUCUGGGAAAUGUCAUUUCUGCCUUAGCCGAUUUAUCUCAGGACGCGGCAAACCCUCUUGUGAAGAAGAAACAAGUUUUCGUGCCUUACAGAGAUUCUGUUUUGACUUGGCUGUUGAAAGAUAGCCUUGGCGGGAACUCUAAAACCAUCAUGAUCGCCACCAUUUCACCUGCUGAUGUCAAUUAUGGAGAAACCCUAAGUACUCUUCGCUAUGCAAAUAGAGCCAAAAACAUCAUCAACAAGCCUACUAUUAAUGAGGACGCCAACGUCAAACUCAUCCGUGAGCUGCGUGCUGAAAUAGCCAGACUGAAAACGCUGCUUGCUCAAGGGAAUCAGAUUGCCCUCUUAGACUCCCCCACAGCCUUAAGUAUGGAGGAAAAACUUCAGCAGAAUGAAGCAAGAGUUCAAGAAUUGACCAAGGAAUGGACAAAUAAGUGGAAUGAAACCCAAAAUAUUUUGAAAGAACAAACUCUAGCCCUUAGGAAAGAAGGGAUUGGAGUUGUUUUGGAUUCUGAACUGCCCCAUUUGAUUGGCAUUGAUGAUGACCUUCUGAGUACUGGAAUCAUCUUAUAUCACUUGAAGGAAGGUCAGACAUAUGUUGGUCGAGAAGAUGCUUCAACAGAACAGGAUAUUGUUCUUCAUGGCCUUGACCUGGAGAGUGAGCACUGCAUCUUUGAAAACGUUGGGGGGACGGUGACUCUGAUACCCCUGAGCGGGUCUCAGUGCUCCGUGAAUGGUGUUCAGAUCAUGGAGGCCACACACCUAAAUCAAGGUGCUGUGAUACUCUUGGGAAGAACCAAUAUGUUUCGCUUUAACCAUCCUAAGGAGGCUGCCAAGCUCAGGGAGAAGAGGAAGAGUGGCCUUCUGUCCUCCUUCAGCUUGUCCAUGACUGACCUCUCGAAGUCCUGUGAGAACCUGUCCACGGUCAUGUUGUAUAACCCAGGUCUUUUCCCUAUAAAAGGACCCAUCUGUCUAAGACUUGAAUUUGAGCGGCAACAGCGCGAAGAACUUGAAAAAUUAGAAAGUAAAAGGAAACUCAUAGAAGAAAUGGAAGAAAAGCAGAAGUCAGAUAAGGCAGAACUGGAGCGGAUGCAGCAGGAGGUGGAGACUCAGCGCAAGGAGACGGAGAUUGUCCAGCUGCAGAUCCGCAAGCAGGAGGAGAGCCUCAAACGCCGCAGCUUCCACAUCGAGAGCAAGCUGAAGGAUUUGCUUGCCGAGAAGGAAAAGUUCGAAGAGGAAAGGCUGCGGGAGCAGCAGGAAAUCGAGCUGCAGAAGAAGAAGCAGGAGGAGGAGAGCUUUCUCCGAGUCAAAGAAGAGCUCCAGCGGCUCCAGGAGCUCAACAACAACGAGAAGGCCGAGAAGAUCCAGAUAUUUCGAGAGCUGGACCGCCUCAAGAAGGAGAAGGAUGAGCAGUACGCCAAGCUCGAGUUGGAGAAGAAGAGGCUGGAGGAGCAGGAGAAGGAGCAGGUCGUGCUCGUGGUGCACCUAGAGGAGCAGCUGCGCCAGAAGCGGGAGAUGAGCCGGCUCCUCCAGCGAGGGGAGGUGCAGCGGGUGGAGGAGGAGAGGAGGGACCUGGAGGGCAUCCGGGAGGCCCUCCUGCGGGUGAAGGAGGCCCGGGCCGAAGGGGAGGACGACGGCGAGGAGUCAGAACGGGCUCAGCUGCGUUUCCUGGAGUUCAAGAGAAGGCAGCUGGUCAAGCUGGCCAACUUGGAGAAGGACCUGGUUCAGCAGAAGGACCUCCUGAGAAAAGAAGUCGAAGAGGAACAAGAACUCCUGGAGCGUUUAAAGUCUGCAAACGAAGAUGACUUCAGAGUGUCGGAGAAGGAUGCCGAGGGUGUCACACACGUCACCCAGGCGGCUCAAAUCCUCGAGAAGAUAAAGCCCGCGGAAUACAGGCUGCAGUAUAAGGAACGCCAGCUCCAGUACCUCCUGCAGCAUCAUUUGCCAACCCUGUUGGAGGAAAAGCAGAGAGCGUUUGAAAUCCUUGACAGAGGUCCUCUCGGCUUAGACAACACUCUUUAUCAAGUGGAAAAAGAAAUGGAAGAAAAAGAGGAACAGCUCGCUCAGUACCAGGCCAACGCGAGCCAGCUGCAGAAGCUCCAAGCCACCUUUGAGUUCACUGCCAACAUCGCCCGUCAGGAAGAAAAAGUGAGGAAGAAGGAAAAGGAGAUCCUCGAGUCACGGGAGAAGCAGCAGCGUGAGGCGCUGGAGCGGGCCGUGGCCAGGCUGGAGAGGAGGCACUGGGCCCUGCAGAGGCGCUCCACCCUGGGCCUGGAGAUCGAGGAGCAGAGGCAGAGACUGGCCACGCUGAACAGCAGCAGCAGCGAGCAGUCCGGCCUCCGGGCCAGCCUGGAAGCUGAGCAGGAAGCCCUGGAGAAGGACCGGGAGAGAUUAGAGCAUGAAAUCCAGCAGUUGAAGCAGAAGAUCUGUGAGGUUGAUGGUGUUCAAAAGGGGCAUCGUGGGACCAUGGAGGGGAAGUCUCCUUCUUCCAGCUUGCCAUCCAGUGCUGAAAAAUCUCACCUGGUCCCUCUGAUGGAUGCCAGGAUCAGUGCUUACAUUGAAGAAGAAGUCCAACGACGACUUCAGGAUUUGCAUCGCGUGAUUGGCGAGGAUAGCAGUGCAUCUGCAGAUGUGGCGAGGGAUAAUGAGAAACUCCACAAUGGCACCAUUCAACGUAAGCUAAAAUAUGAGAAAAGGUAUCUUGCCCUGCUGCUGCCCAGAGAUGUCACUGGCCCUUCCGGCAGAGAAGAGGGGAGGGAGGUGAAUCGGAACAACCAUCCGGGUCCUCCCACGACACAGAGCAUCUCGGCGUCUCCUGCUCCCUCCUCAGCAUCGUGCGAGAGAGCCCACCAGCGAAGACAUCAGUCCUCCGUACACAAGGUGUGGCAGAACAGUGAUCGUGGAUACGGUCAUCCUGAGUGUGCAGGCUGUUUCCAACCAAAACGUUUCAGUCUACCUGAAAUCACAUUUCUUAACGAAAGCAACACCAGUGACACAAAACAUCAGCAUCGGUCCGAACAUCUCAGUGAUCCGAUGACUCAUAAAGAUAAACACAACUUGGGAAUCGAGUCCAGCUGGACUUUGCUGCAAGAUUUGUCCCAAGAAGUGCCUCUACAUAAUGGAAGCAAGCAGACCAGGCAAAGCAAGUUACUCUGCUUGGUCCUCUCUGAAACGGUUUCUGGUGAGGAGGGUGCCUCCCACAGCGUUCCUCAGCAUGCACCCGCCGGGAAGUUUUGUGGUGAGCAGCAAGUCGAGAGAGAGUUAGAUGCUAAAAAAGCAAACUCUCCACAGUCCCUGAUAAAUAUCAGGACAGAAGGAAACAGCGGGUUGGGCUAUUUUUACCACAGGCUGGCAGACCUUUAUAAAGAUACCAGCAGUCACCUGCUACAGGCUGGCACAGAGGUGAUCCGCCAAGCCGGGCAUAUAGGGAACCUGUGUGACCCCAGGGGGCUCACCUCCCAUGUGACGACAUUUAUCAGAAGACUACCAUUUCUGAAACACUUUCCCCUGGACAAGCCCCUGAAGUCACAGCAGGCGUCAUCAGAGCCUUAUUCUUUCCCCAGAGAAGCUCAGGCUGGCAGCAGCGAUCCUGAAGAGGCAGGAGCCGCCAGGCCAGCAGAGGGCACCAUGCCUUUCAGAGCACCAGGCCUCACUGCUGCCUCUGCUGCUGCAGGAUCCCCAGACUCCUCCGCAAGCUCAGUGCUGCACCUAGAAUCUGAAGAUUCUGGAAGGAGACCCGCAUUUCAGCAGACUCUUGUGCGAUUCCCAGCCCAGAUGCUGAAACUUCAGGAGCAGCCUCUAAAAGACUUUCUUGAGCACGUGGCUUGUUCCGUACCAGAACUCUCAGGCGACAUAAAGGAAGUCAAAGGUGUUUACUGGCUUGCUGUUGCUAACUGCACAGAACCUGACCCUCAGCCAGCAUGUUUGCUUCUGCUUCAUUCCAUGCUAUAUGCUUUGGUUCUGUCAGAUAACCCUUCAGCCUCAAUGGGCAUUUUUCAUGCUCUGCCUCUCUCUGGACUAGAGGAAAUCCAAGUCAGCUUUGGUGGGCAGAGCAUCAGACUCUUGGGCUCUGCAGAGAGUCUCCUGCUCACCGUAUUUAGUUACAGCAAAACCCUCUGUCAGCAGAUUUGCAGUGACCUCCUGUGUGUCCUGAUGCCCGAGUCUGAUGCUGCUGUACGCACUAAUCACCCUUUGUUCCAACAAGAUCUGGUUCAGCUUUCUCUUGACUGGAAAGCAGAAAUCCCUGAUUUAGUUUUGGCAGAUGGUGUUCGGUUGUCAUCCAGAUUCCAGGAUACCUUGGUUGACAUGAUUUACUUUCUUCAUGGAAAUAUGGAAGUCAACAUCCCCUCUCUGGCAGAGAGGAUGGUUUCUCGCUCUUUGGGAACAAAUCCAGACGACCUGAAGGACCCAAUUAAAAUUAGUAUUCCACGCUAUGUGCUCUGCGGGCAAGGGAAGGACGAGCACUUCGAGUUUGAGGUCAAGAUUACUGUCCUAGAUGAGACAUGGACCGUAUUCAGGCGCUACAGUCGCUUUCGAGAAAUGCAUAAAACAUUGAAGUUAAAGUAUGCAGAGCUUGCUACCCUUGAGUUCCCUCCAAAGAAACUAUUUGGAAACAAGGAUGAACGAGUGAUUGCUGAGAGGCGAAGUCACUUAGAGAAGGCCUGGCAGGAUCCAUGGAUCAGAGAGAAGAGAUGCUGUUGGAGCACAGUGAAGAAGCUGCAACAUGAGGACCAUUGGAGAGCCGAUCCAAAAUACCUCAGGGACUUUUUCAGCGUGAUGCUGCAGUCCGCGACGUCUCCCCUACACAUCGACAAAGUGGGGCUGACUCUUUCCAAACACACCAUCUGUGAGUUCUCGCCGUUCUUCAAGAAAGGGGUCUUUGACUACAGCAGCCACGGGACGGGGUAGAGCUGGGGGUGACGGAGGAACCACCGAUGCAGUGCCUUCUCGUCCACGUGGCCCUCCCGGCGUGCGGCAGCCUCCCACACUCCUUCUGGGCCUGCCUCCUCCUGUGGCAGCCAGACGUGCAGCAGCUGGCCUGGGCCGCCCCGCCAGGGCCUCCCGGGUGCCUGACUUUGGACUGGCAUGUUUCACUUCGCUGGUGGUGACCCUGACGGGCAGCUGCUACUGUUCCAUUGCCGUUGAACGUGGCCUUUUCCCCCAUAGUGCUCCCUCCUCCUCACAGCGGGAGGCCGUCCCCUGUGGCAAAAUGGACGUGGCCGGCUUACCUUGGGCCUCCCUGAGCCACGCCAACCUGGGACCUCCCAAACUGGGUGUGCGGCUUACCAGACCUACCUGAAAUGACUUUCAUCUGGUUUCCUCUUCCACCAAAAUAUAUCUUAUUUUUUAUAUGCCUUCCAUAUGGCUGGCUGUAUCCCACGAGAAGCAUUUUAAAUGAUUUCAUUGUAUUUUUUCUGUUUCCCCUCAUUUGAGUCAGAACUUUUGUACGAUACCUGACCACUGAUGUUUACACAGAAUUUCAUAUUCUGCAAAAGGGAUUUAUGGUCCAAUCAUGACUGGAAUCUUCCAUGCCUGACAAAUUAGAUGUAGGCGACAUCACUUAAAACAUCUGUAAAUCCAUACAAACAGGAUAUAUGUUUAAUCUUGAAUAUCUGAGGAAAUUUUCCUAAACGUAAAUGGCUACUGUGCAUUCUUGAGCUGUCUCCGCUAAGCACAAAAUAAGCGCUUAGCUGAAUGCAUAUUUUUAAAUUUUUUUUCACGUUUUUGUUACAGAAUCUACUGGAUCUUUGGCUGAAAGACUAGAAUUUGCAGUAGUUUAUUAAUGAUCCCUUAAAAUUACUCAGGACUUAAUGUAGCAUUGCACAUCCAUGUACAAUAAAACUGCUUUGUUUUACUAAGAAGAAAAAUGUAAGUGGAAAAAUAUGUGGCAUAUACUGAAAUGUAUAUAAUUCUACCUAUAGAUUUAUAUAUGUACACACGCCUGUACAGUAGUUGUAUCAAAAUAUAUAAUCAUCCACGCCAAAUUUAUUAAAGGUAUUUGCUAUUUCAAAAUUUAAAUUGAGCUGCUAUCAAUAUUAAAUGAAGUUGUAGAACCUA
Molecule: messenger RNA, 7009 nt
Organism: Acinonyx jubatus (cheetah)
Lineage: Eukaryota; Metazoa; Chordata; Mammalia; Carnivora; Felidae
Gene: KIF16B
Product: kinesin family member 16B
Exons: 29
Coding region: 113-5860 (1915 amino acids)
Biological process (GO): microtubule-based movement
Molecular function (GO): microtubule binding; phosphatidylinositol binding; ATP binding
Source: RefSeq, a predicted model, not a curated record